This is a messenger RNA of Rotaria socialis, 711 nucleotides long. NCBI's taxonomy places the organism in Eukaryota, Metazoa, Rotifera, Eurotatoria, Philodinida, Philodinidae. The record is from the annotation of a GenBank genome assembly.
AUGUACAACCCUCAGUAUCCACAACUUUCAUACCUCAACGAAACAAUUCAGCACCCUCCUGCUAACAUUACAACAACGAAUGAAAAAUAUCAAGCAAACAAAGCAACAGUUCAAACAAACUCUCAAAACUACCCAUCGCAACGAGUAUCAGCACAUCAUUUUCAAUCUUUACAUUCUCACACCUCUCCACCCAACCAAAACAGCACUCUGAAUUACAACAACAGCACCAACCAACAACAUUUACAUACCUAUCCAUAUAUUAUACCACUGUUUCCACAACAACGAAUACCAACCAGAGAUGUGCACAGGAAAGCAAAAACAGAUCAUGUUCACUUUACACCUCCAUCUCGAACUUUGUCAGCAUCAACACCUUCAACAGCUAUCGAUGACUCUACUUCUUCGACGACCACAAGUAGUAUUAUAACAAACAAUCGAUCUUGUACAAAUACACAAACACCGUAUCGAACCAACAACAGUUAUGAGCCAAAUGAAAUUUCAACUCAAGCACGCCGAUAUGCUGAAACACAUUAUCCAUUUUCACCGUUUAUAAUUAAAUUUAAGCAGGAUGUCGAUGAAAAAUUAAUUAUCAACAGUAUUCUGAAACACUUUAAUGACAUCUACAAAGUCAAUAUUAUAUUGGCGGACCAUAGGCUAAAAGAAAAAAGAGAACUGUUACUAUUUAUGAACAAUCGUUAUGUUCUUCGACGAUGA